Hypoxylon trugodes is the source of this 2319-nucleotide messenger RNA. RefSeq names its product glycoside hydrolase family 30 protein. Gene Ontology annotation, biological process: sphingolipid metabolic process. The coding region runs from base 729 to 2231 and encodes 500 amino acids. NCBI's taxonomy places the organism in Eukaryota, Fungi, Ascomycota, Sordariomycetes, Xylariales, Hypoxylaceae. Gene Ontology annotation, molecular function: glucosylceramidase activity. The record is from RefSeq and is a predicted model, not a curated record. The transcript has 3 exons.
CACCAUGGUCCUCACGCUACAGAUCGAUACUAUACAGGUUCAACCUUAUAUAAAACUCCUAGUAAUGAUACUUCUAUAUAUUAUGUAGAGCCAGUUUCUUCAAUUGAGUAGUUACUUUCAAUGGCUGACCUCGUCGGAAUAGAAGAGACCAAGGCUCGAGAACUAUCAAAGAAACAUCAACCAUAAGGAACCCAGAACCGAGUGAGCCGGUGAAGGAUAAAUUUGCUCCUACUUAGACUCUAGUAACAAUAGUUUCAUCCCAUCUCUUCUUGAGAGGCUAGAUCUAGUUGAUCACGCGGAGAAUCGUCAAUGGCUAAAUACACGUGUAUUUCGGCGAAGAGGAUCUCACCUCGACCAUUUACCCGUCCUUGGCCUGGAUAUCGUUAAUCUGAAAGAAGUUCACAUACCCCACAACUAAGAUGCGGAGGUGACAUUUCGUGGAGCUUAAGAUGACGACCGCAUGGUUAUCGAGGCGAACCGGUUACUCUCCACGUGUUGGAGGCGCUAUAUAGUGCUUUAUAGUAUAUGCAGAUGUCACCGUUAGAAUACGGCAACGGUCUAGACCGAGGCAUACAAAUUUGUAUGGCCUAGCCGGCAAAUAUCCAUCAUGCUGGCUCCUUUUCUAUUUUGGGCUGUUCCAUACUCUUAAAAACUGAGGAACGCCGGGAUCAAAUUGUGUCAAUCAUAGGUCUUUAUUGAGCUACGAGGAUAGUUUUAGCGUAACGAACAUGAGGCUCACAGAUCUUCUCGCUAUCGUCGGCACCCUACCGCUGGUAUCCGCGGCGCCAUCAUGGCUCCCGCUCACCCGCCGCCAGUCGGGAUCGACCAUCACCGUCGACUUGACCAAGACAUACCAGACGAUCGACGGCUUCGGGGCCUCGUUUGCGUUCCAACGGGCUAAUUUGAUCACUAACAUGUCGGACAAGACCAAGCAACGGGAACUACUCGACCUACUCUUCAACACAACAACCGGUGCCGGUCUAUCCAUCAUCCGAAAUGGUAUCGGUUCUAGCCCCGACAGCAGUUCCGACCACAUGAACACAUUCGCACCGAAAGACCCGGGCGGCCCAACGGCAGAGCCCCAGUAUACCUGGGACGGAAAGGAUUCUGGUCAACUCUGGCUCUCGCAGGAGGCGUAUAAUACCUACGGUAUCCGUCAGAUCUAUGGUGAUGCUUGGAGUGCUCCCGGAUACAUGAAGUCGAAUGGUAACGAGGUUAAUGGUGGCACGCUUUGCGGUGUUAGUGGGACGAACUGCCGUAGUGGUGAUUGGAGGCAGGCGUAUGCGAAUUACUUGGUUCAAUACGUGAAGUACUACGCUGAAGCUGGUGUUCCUGUUACGCGUAUCGGUUUCCUCAACGAACCUGAGUUCUCCACGAGCUACGCCUCAAUGAACUCCAACGGAGCACAAGCAGCCGACUUCAUUAAAGUCUUACACGCUUCACUUGAAGCCGCAAACCUGACAUCGCAAGUUGGUAUCGGAUGCUGUGAGUCCGAAGGUUGGGGUAACCAAGUAAACAUGGUAAACGCUAUCAAAUCAGCAGGAGCAGAAGACCUUCUAGCCAUGGUAACUUCUCACACCUACACCGGCGGUCCAUCCGGUCCCAUGAAUACCCGCGUACCCGUCUGGCUCUCCGAGCAAUGCGAUCUCCAGGGCCAAUGGAGUACAUCAUGGUACGGCGGUGGUGGCGCUGGUGAGGGCCUGACGUGGGCUAACAACAUUUACAACGCGCUUGUUAAUUAUAACAUCUCGGGAUACCUAUACUGGGAGGGUGUACAAUGGCCCUCACCAAACACAAACGAGAAACUAAUCCGCGUCGACCAACAAUCGCCCUACAACUACGUCGUCGCGCAACGUCUAUGGGCCUUCGCCAACUGGAGCCGUUUCGUGCGUCCCGGCGCCAUCCGCAUCGGCAGCAGCGGUGGGUCAGGCGUUAAGAGCGCCGCCUUCAAAAACCUCGACGGGAGUAUCGCGGUCGUUGUCAUCAGCACAGGUGGAUCGGCUAGUAAUGUCAACAUCAGCUUUACUGGUCUUGAGGGCAAUGCGACUGAGGCUACGGGCUGGGUCUCGGAUCAGACGCAUAGUUGUGAGAAAAUCAAUGUUACGGUUGCGAAUGGUGCGGUUAGUGGAAGUGUGGCUGCGCGCUCGAUUACCACGUUUCAUAUCGUGAAACCGACGGUCCCGUUGGUGGAGAGGAGUGAGGAGAGUAAGAGAGGAUGGCGGUUUGUGUAAGUUUUCAGGUUGGUAGGGUUUGUAGGCUUGAGUAUCAAAAGUUUAGGUUGAGUUGCUAGCAUAUACUUCAUGAAUUUAUGAAUAAAAG